Molecule: messenger RNA, 597 nt
Organism: Cylicocyclus nassatus
Lineage: Eukaryota; Metazoa; Nematoda; Chromadorea; Rhabditida; Strongylidae
Source: the annotation of a GenBank genome assembly
AUGUCGACAUCACAAUUUUACUACCUUAAUGAUCCCACUGGCUAUGGUUUAUUCCUGGAAAAUGAGUCUGAUCUGUACAGUGAUCAUCCUUCCUUUCACGAGUUCAAAGACUUGCAAAGUUUUGUUUUUGAUCAAAUCAUGUCAUCCUGUGAAAAGACAUCACUGGACGAUAUUCUCAGCGCUAAACAGGAUUCCACAGAGGAACUUAUUCUACCUCAUGUAACAUUCAAUGUUUUGGCUAUACUAUACAGCCUCGCUUAUGGCUGGAAAGCACGUGAUCGGAAAUUUGGUGAGCUGGUGGCAAACUCUGUGCAUACAUUGUUAAAGGAUUGUAUUGAUGCAGCUUUACAUAGCACAUCCAGUAAUGAAAUGGGACAAUCAACUAGCUCGGAUGACAUUUUGUAUGCGUCCGAUUUUUUGAAGUUAUUCUUGAACAACAGCCAUUCUCUCGGUUAUGAAAGCGGUAAACUUCUUCGGUUGUCAAAGGAGUUGAGAUGUCACGAAGUCCCGAUGUCAGAUGUCACGCCGAAUUCUACGAGACUGAAAUUCUACUACCAAACAACAAAAUGCCCUAAUACCCUAAUGCCCUUACCCUAA